Molecule: messenger RNA, 1167 nt
Organism: Beauveria bassiana ARSEF 2860
Lineage: Eukaryota; Fungi; Ascomycota; Sordariomycetes; Hypocreales; Cordycipitaceae
Product: Alcohol dehydrogenase
Exons: 1
Coding region: 1-1167 (388 amino acids)
Molecular function (GO): oxidoreductase activity, acting on NAD(P)H
Source: RefSeq, a predicted model, not a curated record
AUGGCAGCCAUCUCUGCCCGACCACUCACUCAGAAGGCUCUCAAAGUAGCCAGUCCUGAUACUCUCCAUCUUGUUGCGGACGCUCCUGUCCCCACGCUUGACCAAGAUGAUUCAGUCUUGAUCCGAGUCGUCUGCGUUGCCAUCAAUCCGGUGGAUGGCAAGUCGGCAGAACUGUCUCCUACACCUGGCGCUACUAGCGGAACAGACUUUGCCGGCAUCGUGGUCGCUCUACACGGUGAUGCAAAGAGCAGGACCGAAACAGCAGACACAAUCAAGACUGGUGAUCGCGUCAUGGGAUUUGUCUUUGGCAAUAACCCGCACGUACUCGGUAAUGGCGCCUUUGCCGAGUACGUCACCUUGCCACGUCGAUUCCUCUGGCGUGUGCCUGACCACAUGUCUCUGGAAGCGGCAGCCUCCCUACCAGUUGGAAUUGCAUCAGUUGGCAUGGCGCUGCAUUAUCUGCACAUUUCCAUGUCUUCCCUGCUCCAGGCAGUGUCGAGAUCCAUUGCGGCUGCAUCCGCAUCUCAACAUCAUGACGGUGCUUUUGACAGCGACGCCAACGUCUUCAUCCUAGUCUAUGGAGGCGGUACCUCGACAGGUGCUAUAGCUAUACAGAUUCUCAAAGCUGCUGGUUUCCACCCCAUCACAUGCUGCUCGUCCGAGUCUGCAAGCCGUGCCAAACGUCUCGGUGCGGCCGCCACAUUUGACUAUCAAUCAGCAACAUGUGGCCGGGACAUUCGCGACUACACGAAUGACUCUCUGACGCUUGCCAUUGACUGUCUGAGCGAGUCAGCCUCAAUGGCCAUUUGCUACGAAGCCAUUGGAAGCGCGGGCGGACGCUACGUCUCACUGGACCCGUUCCCGGUACGCGGCUGUGUGCGUCGAAGCAUCGUGCCGGACUGGAUAUGCUCCUUUACGCAAUUCGGGCAGUCUAUUCCUUGGGCCCCACCAUAUAAUCUUGAUGAGAGACCGGAUGAUCAUCGCCUUGCCGAGGAGUGGUAUCAUCUGGCACAGAAACUGUUGGAUGCCGAGUUGAUUGAGGCGCCUACCCUAGAAAUAAGAAGCGGUGGGCUGCUCCAUGUACCAGAAGGAGUAGCUGCUGUCAAACUGGGCCAGAUCAAGCGCCGAAAGCUGGUCUAUCAUAUUUCAGAGGAGGCGCUGCCUUGA